AUGGGCAAAGGUAGGGCUAUAGAUGCUGAGGACAUUGAUGCUGCAAACCACAGUGACCAUGACACCCAACUCCUGAACCUCAAGAAGCUGGGGAAUCUGUCCACAGCAGCAUUAUAUGAAAUACAUGCUUUUUCUACAUGUGACAUACUCAUCACUGUGGGAUUUAGUGUUAAGGCUUCUCAUACCAAAAUUAAUGAGGCCAACCUCUUCCACUCAUGGUAUUGGGCCACACAGCCCAAACCAGAUGGUGGUAUGGCUUUCCUCCCUCUCACAUCUACUGAGUACACCACCCUCAUGAUAGGCAUCCCCAAGGAUGACUUUUCAGCAAGGAGGGAAAAGUUAAAAGCCAUCUAUGAGUGGAGUGAGAGCUCCUCCACCAUACUGACUAAUCGAUCUGUCAAAUAUAUUGCAGCUAGAGUGGACAAUGCAAAGACACAAUUUUGUGGAUUGGCAGAGGUGUGGUCCAAUCUUGAGGAUAUUGAGAUAGUUGGACUGGUAAUGUAUGUUGGACAGGACCCUGCAGGACAUCAAACUUCUGGCAUAUUUGGAGGCUCUGAGAUGAUAAGAAACUUCAUCAAUGAAAAUGGCAUUGAUGUCUGGUCACUCAUGGAUAAGUAUACUGCAAUUUUCAAGUGUCUCAGGAAUGGCGACAGUGUGGAUGCCAGGGUGGCCAGCACUGGUUCCAUUGGAGAUGUGGGUUCUGUGCUGGAACUACAUUGCUGUACAAAGGAGACUCUGAGAGACUGCAACCACAGAGUAUUCGGAAGCAUGAUGAAGGAGAAGAUGUUGGCCACAUUGAGAGAUCUGUGCAGCAAGUUAUUCUUGUGCUUCACACAUGGCAUUGAAGUCAGUGAUCCCCAGAGAGUUUCCUGGCACUGGCUUCUCGAGUUUUUGUGGAAGAGCCACCUCACUAUUGUCAACUGGCCCCAUGGUGUAUCUCCACCAGGCCCUGGUUUUGAGUACAAGAAACUUAAGGCUGGCCCUCAUUGUCAACUUGUAGUACCUUACCUUCAGAGAAAACUGGGUCUUUUGUAUGAUGGGCAAACCAAUGAUGAGGAAGAACAAGAUAGUCUGGAUGAUGUGCUGGAAAUUGAGAUUAAGUGCUGGAAUGAAGAGGUCAUUGAUAAUUUGGACACUGACCCUUUGAAGGGUGAGAUUGCACUUGUCAAAGCUACUGAUGGUACUGUUUUGUGGCAGAUCUCAGAUGAUCCAGAGUGGCAGAAGUCCCUCAAGGAAAUGGAUUGCCAGCAGCAAGGCAUGGAGAAGCAACCCCACGUGGAGGCAUCAAAUCACAAUACUAUUGGUCCCCAGGCUUUACAGUCUGACUAUCGAACUGCGCCAUGCAAUCAAUACUGGGAUGCAUGCCCCAUUGUGCAAGAUUCACAUUGUGACCCAUCCACAAUUCCAAGCAAUGUGCACACUCGAGAGCCUGGCCCAUCCAAGCCUCCUGUGCCUGCUCUGUGA
Molecule: messenger RNA, 1464 nt
Organism: Pisolithus orientalis
Lineage: Eukaryota; Fungi; Basidiomycota; Agaricomycetes; Boletales; Pisolithaceae
Exons: 9
Coding region: 1-1464 (487 amino acids)
Source: RefSeq, a predicted model, not a curated record